CCUACUCUCUCUCUCUCUCUCUGCUAUGACUUGCAAGCGGCGCAAAGGCCAGAUCAAAAAUGAAGUCUCGCCGUCCCGACCACCAGCCAAGAAACGCGCGAUUCAGCAAGUGACAGGGAACCAAGGCGAACGAUUGAGUCAAACUGCUGAUGCUGCUGCUGUCACUGGGAACGUCAAAGCGCGACAAUCAUCGAACCCGAAAGGCAAAGCAAACCCAAAGCAACAAACUCGACAGAAGACGAAGCGGAGUAGCUUAUCAGCAAGUCCAUUACGGUGCAGUCUGGCGGUAGGGAUAUGGCGCACGGCCUGGGAGCGAAAGGUUGCCGAAUGACGCCCACCGAAGCCCUGCGGCUUUACCGACAGGACACGGAGGGACUGAUCAUUUAUGAAGGCAAUUGCAGCCUGACUGGCUGAUACAU
Mycena citricolor is the source of this 419-nucleotide messenger RNA. Lineage: Eukaryota; Fungi; Basidiomycota; Agaricomycetes; Agaricales; Mycenaceae. The record is from the annotation of a GenBank genome assembly.